This is a messenger RNA of Aedes albopictus (Asian tiger mosquito), 2383 nucleotides long. RefSeq names its product alanine aminotransferase 1. Gene Ontology annotation, biological process: biosynthetic process. NCBI's taxonomy places the organism in Eukaryota, Metazoa, Arthropoda, Insecta, Diptera, Culicidae. The transcript is spliced from 5 exons. Gene Ontology annotation, molecular function: pyridoxal phosphate binding; L-alanine:2-oxoglutarate transaminase activity. Bases 388 to 2031 code for a protein of 547 amino acids. The record is from RefSeq and is a predicted model, not a curated record.
CGCUGCUAAUCCUUCCUUGCUUCAUUCACUCCAUCAUCUGCCAUCGGUGUUUCAGUCUCGACUGACUCGCGAAUCGCUCUAGUUCGGUUUCCAAGGAUUGUGUUUUGUGUUAUUAUUUUUCUACUCUGUGCCAUUUUUUGUGUGAAUCGAGGAAAGUUAACUGCGUCACCGAUCCAGCCCAGCUGCUGCAAUCUGAUAGUGUGUUUGUCAACAACGCGCGCCACAACAAAAACAGCCACGUGAUUGCUCUUUCUCUCCCUCUCCGCUGUUAGUUGGUGUGUGAGAGAAUCUGCCAAAGGGAGAGCGCGCGCCUCAGCGAUAUCGAACGGAACACGCACACAUAGGUUAUUCUCCCGCCACCGGACCAGAUUGCAGAAAAUCGCAACCAUGUCGCUCAGUCAAGUUCUGACCGUCUGCCCAAGGAGUGCCAUCGCUGGACUGGGAAUAGCAGCAGCCAGCAGCAGUAGUGGAAUAACAUCAGCAGCAGCUAGAAGAAGUGUAGGGCGCGUAUCAACAUUACUGCUCUCAUCGACCCUCGGCCAGCAACAGCAGGACAUCGCCGCCAGAAACAUGUCGACGUCACCGUGCGCUUACAAGCAAUGCAUCACGCUGGACAACAUCAAUCCGGCCAUCAAGCUGAUGGAGUACGCCGUCCGUGGCCCGCUCGUCAUCCGGGCCGCUGCCAUCGAGAAGGAACUGGAGAAGGGUGCCACGAAACCGUUCAAGGAAGUGAUCCGGGCCAACAUUGGUGAUUGCCAUGCCAUGGGACAGGAACCGAUUACGUUCCUCCGUCAGGUGCUCGGACUGGUGUCCUACCCGCCGCUGUUCAACGACAAAACCAUCCCGGAGGAUGCCAAGAAGCGCGCUCGUGAUAUCCUGGACGGAUGCAAGGGUCACUCCGUGGGUUCCUACACCGAUUCCAAUGGAAUCGAAAUUAUCCGGAAGCACGUGGCACAGUACAUCCAGGACCGCGAUGGCGGAAUCCCGUCCGAUCCGAACAACAUUAUCCUGUCGGCUGGAGCGUCCGGUGGCAUUAAGGUGCUGAUGUCCUUGCUGAGGUGCCCCAUCGAUGGAAAGACUCCCGGUGUGAUGAUUCCGAUUCCACAGUACCCCCUCUAUUCGGCCACCAUUGCGGAGUUCGAGAUGGAACAGGUCGGCUACUACCUGGACGAAGCAAACAAGUGGGGACUGGAUAUUGCCGAGCUGGAGCGAUCGCUGAAGGAAGCCAAGAAGACCUGCGCCCCACGGAUAUUGGUCGUCAUCAAUCCGGGUAACCCGACCGGACAGGUUCUGGCCCGGGAAAACAUCGAAAACAUCAUCAAGUUCGCCCACAAGGAGAAGCUGGUUCUGUUCGCCGAUGAAGUCUACCAGGACAACGUCUACGAAAAGGGAUCCAAGUUUCACUCGUUCAAGAAGGUCCUGAUGGAGAUGGGUGCCCCGUACAACCAGAUGGAACUGUGCAGCUUCAUGUCCUGCUCGAAGGGUUACAUGGGCGAGUGCGGCAUCCGAGGAGGGUACGCCGAAAUCGUCAACAUGUGCCCGGACGUCAAAGCCAUGCUUCUGAAGUGCAUUUCGGCGCAGCUCUGCCCGACGACCAUCGGUCAGGCCUGUAUGGAUGUGGUGGUGAACCCACCGAAACCCGGAGAGCCAUCGUACGAUCAAUUCAUGAAAGAAAAGAACGCCGUGCUGGCUUCGUUGAAGGUACGCGCCGAGAUGGUGGCCGAUACGUUCAACUCGAUCGAGGGAUUCUCGUGCAACCCGGUGCAGGGCGCCAUGUACGCAUUCCCGCAGAUUCGGCUGCCGGAGAAGGCCAUCGAGGCGGCCAAGAAGGCCGGCCAGGCCCCGGAUGUUUUCUACGCAUUCCAGCUGUUGGAGCAAACCGGUAUUUGCAUCGUGCCCGGUUCCGGAUUCGGCCAGCGCCCAGGAACGUACCACUUCCGCACCACCAUCCUGCCACAGCCGGCUAAGCUGAAGGAAAUGCUGGACAUGUUCCGCGCUUUCCACGAAAAGUUCCUGAAGCAGUACAAGUAAAUCCCGCUCACCUCCUCUUCUCUUUGGCUGGCCAAUAGCUGCCCACAGCAACACCAAGUAGGGGUCACCUACUAUCUAUCACCAUAGUCGUCGCAUCAUCGUCACCACUAAUCGCUGCCCACCGCGGAUGAACGCACUGCUGCCAUCAGCCAGCGUACCAAUGCAAUGCGCCAGACGCUUCAACUGCUGUGGACGCAUUGUUUUACCAAGUACUCCUCAACACUCAAGUCAGACAUUGUUUGUGUGAGUCGCCGGUUUCGAAAACCAAUCGAUUCAAUUCAGAUACAUAUACUCUUAUACAUAAAAAACACACAUACCGAUAUCUAGAGAGCAUCGCGCAUCGCACGUUAUA